Messenger RNA from Leishmania braziliensis MHOM/BR/75/M2904, 804 nucleotides. RefSeq lists its product as hypothetical. NCBI's taxonomy places the organism in Eukaryota, Euglenozoa, Kinetoplastea, Trypanosomatida, Trypanosomatidae. The transcript has a single exon. The record is from RefSeq and is a predicted model, not a curated record. Gene Ontology annotation, biological process: regulation of cilium movement. Bases 1 to 804 code for a protein of 267 amino acids.
AUGGUGCUUCUAGAGUGUAAGCGACUACCGAAGGAGGAGUACAGCAAGGACUACGACGCCUUUCUAGCAAGUAUGCCAGCCACCACAAACAUCGGUGAGGCCACAGAUGCCAUCCAAAAGAUGCAAAAUACACGUGUCCGGCUCACGUGGAUGAUGGCGGCCGCAAAGCAGAUGGUCAAGGAUUCGAUGGUGGACGCGGCGCAGCAGCAUUACCUCACUGGACCGAUCGGAGAUACGGAGCGUUACCUUUCAUUAGAGCGUACAGAACGGCGUCAGUUGUGUGUGCAGAGUGAGCUGGAUGCCCUCGUGGAGGCGUUCAAGGGCGGCGCGAUGAUUCUCUUUCCGGCUGAGUGUAGUGGCAGCGACGCGUGCCAGCGCUUAGCUGCGAUUCUCGACAGCGAUACAGCGUCAGACGUAGAGAAAUCGAAGGCGCACCGCAUUCUUAGCAUCAUUGACGAUGGGGCGACCAAUGAGAACAUCUUGGCUGGUCGUGCAGUGAUGUGGUGGAGUGCCAAGCCACUUGCGCGCGACGCCGACUUUGUGAAGUAUAUUGGCAAGAACGACAAGACAAAGAUUACAGUGAAGUUGGUCGCCGAAGGUAGCGCGGCACCACCGCGGGAGCCGGCCGUCGACAUCAAGGCACAGGCGGAGCUCAUGCAGCAUUUUUACCGCAAGCAAGAGGAAAUGAAGAAGCUGGUCGAGGACGACGAUAUUUCGUUCGGCAACAGUGCCUGGGCCAAUCCGCAUGGUUUGAAAAACCAGCUGCAGGGUCUGGAUUCCAUCCACUACAAGGGAGCCCACUAA